AUGAAUCUAGUGUUCAAUAUUGCUCGAACGUACGAACAUGAAUUUACAAGUAACAAUCUCAUCAAAAGCGACAUGGUAAUCGAUCGAGUGACUAUGAAGGGAGAAUCGCCUGGCACCUGUCUUGUCCUUGAUCGAGUGAACAACAUGCAAGAACGACGACAGUCUCCGUUGGUUGUAUUGAACGAGGAGUUUACGGAGAAUGCACACAUGAACGUCGUGGUACCCAAAAGUCGCAAAUGGUCAUUCUCGUUGACCGAUAAGACCGGUGCAACGAUUGCCCUGCCAAUGCCGAUUACAGUGUGCAUUCACUUCUACACAAUAAAUGAGUCAUAA
Blastocystis hominis is the source of this 333-nucleotide messenger RNA. RefSeq lists its product as hypothetical. NCBI's taxonomy places the organism in Eukaryota, Bigyra, Opalinata, Blastocystidae. The transcript has a single exon. Bases 1 to 333 code for a protein of 110 amino acids. The record is from RefSeq and is a predicted model, not a curated record.